This is a messenger RNA of Durusdinium trenchii, 5247 nucleotides long. The record is from the annotation of a GenBank genome assembly. NCBI's taxonomy places the organism in Eukaryota, Dinophyceae, Suessiales, Symbiodiniaceae.
AUGGCUGCUGUGCUUGCCAAGAAGAGCUUCUCCAGCUUGCCGGAGGACUCUUGGAGUUGCCUGCCCACCCAAUAUGUGGGGGCAGAGGUGCAAGAGCAGAUCCGAGAAAAGCAACGACAGGCACAAGCAAAGAAGAAGGCGGUGCGUGUCGUUUUCUGCGAAGACAGCGGUGCGUUCGGUUUUGGCACAGAUGGCCAGGCGAAGAAAUCCUCGUUGGAGCCUCGGGAACCGGCCAGAAAAGAGGAGAGCCUUGCCCACUGUUCACUCUUCACAAUUCAAAGGCAUGGACCCGAGGCGCCAGCGCAGCCGAUUGAGGUGGAGAGGACUGAGAAAACCCUGAAAAAGCAACAGCAAAGACUUCCAGGUCUAGACUUCAACCAGGUGGUCGGCCGCUUCCGGGAUGGGUCACCUGUGCGUUUGGCUUCCUUCAACUACUUCUUGUUUGAUGGCUCGGACCAACAAAUCUGGGAUCCGAUCUUCCUGGCACGCCUGGCCUACGAGGGCUUCUUCACCAUCACCACCGGCAGGGGUCGAGAUCGGAAGCCCUUGCCGGAGCUGCAGCCCUACUAUGGUGUGUUGGACUGGAAAAACUUCUCCCUCUCGAAGCCAGUGAAGAAGGCUCUGAAGCGGGCGAAGACCAGGUACUACCUCUAUUGCAACCGAAACUUUCAGCUGACGUACCAGGGUAUCAAUGAGUACCACAAGGACCCUGGAGACAUGAUGUGUGCCGUAGAUCAGCAUGGAGAGAACUGGAUGACGUGGAAGUACUUGGAAGCCUUCAAGCGGGAGCUCUACGAUGGCCCUUUGCCCGAGAACGGAGAUGCGGGCACCACCCCGAAAGCACCAGUGCCACCGGCGCCACCGCCUCUUCCCCGCCACCGGUACAGCAUUGGCAAGAUUUACACGAGCUUGUCGGGCUUUAACCUCCGUGGUGAAGAUGGUGUGGGCUGGAUUCAGCUCUCAUGCCUGGGGAAGUGGUUGGAACAAAAGAACUAUUCCUUCUGGACUGAACAUUUGGCCGCUGGACGGACCUGGCGAACAUUAGAGACGGACCUGGCUGGCCGGACGAAAGGUGGAACGUUGGAAGAUAGGAAUGAGACGUUACAAAGUGGCCUUCUGCCCCACCAGAGGAUUUGGGUUAACGCCAAGGAUCACGAUGACAUCUUGAGUUAUGCUGAGUCGAUCCUGGGAAAAGGUUACGUGAUGGAAUAUGAAUGUCAUGAUUGGAAUGGACGAGCCCAGGGUAAAGCAUGCCUACGAGUUGAAGAUUGGAGUGAUGCUGGCAGAGGAUUUUUGGUUGGAGACCAUUUGAUUGCGAGUGAUGGAUACUAUGAGUGGUAUGGCCAGCACUACCUGACGGAUGGAAAGGGACUGUACCAUUUGUGCGGUGGUGGUCGAUCGAAGUGUAUGGUGAAGUUGUCGCGAGGAGAUGGAAGAGAAUUGGUGCAUAUCAGCCGAUGGAGGUUGGUCAAUGCGUUGAUGAUGCAUGACAUGGAGUACUCCAAGAAGCGUGCUUUGGAAGGAGACAGGGAGAGCUUGAAAAGUGUAGAGCUUGGAGCUGGAGUUGAAGAGAGUUUGGCAAUAUUGCAGCGAUGUCUAAAGGAUGAAGAACGUGGAGGUUUGAGCAUUUCACAAACAGGAGGACUUUUGGCGUUGGUGUGCAUGCGAAGUGGCACGAACUUGGGCGAGUAUCUCAAACGGUCCAUCAAGCCGGGGUCUGACGACGGCAAUAGGGGAAGACAACGGGAGGUUCUUCCGCUGCCGCUUUGGACCGAUGGGAAGGAACAACUCAGAAGCCUCUUCGAGUCUGGGGACUUUCGGAAGUUUGGAGGCGCAGACAAGAAGGCCUUUCGACAUGCACGGCGAGCAGGCUUACCACCUGAAGGAUAUGGAGCAAGUGUUCGCCUGGUCGAAUUGUGUGAAGGAGAGUUGAAGGAGAAGCUGCUGAAUCCCCUGAGGAACUUAUUGCCGGCGGAGGAGAUGUCUCUGGAGAUACCAAGGCCCCAGAUUCAUGCCUGCCGGGAAGAAUGGAAGAAGAUCGCAGGGGAGAUGUACAAGCGGGGCCUGGUGAAGACUGUCGAGGCGCCAGUGUUGGUCAGAGGAUGGCCUGAGAUGAUGACGUUUGCAGAGAAAGUGAGCUGGCGCAGCCUAGGUGUAGAGCGAGAGGGAGACACCUAUAUAGGCGGAGGAGGUCUCCUGGGAAAGGGUGAGAUACGGGGAGAUAGCGUUUUUCCGAACCUGGAGGAGGAAGAGAAGUUAUGGUCCUUGUAUUAUUUGGAUGACACCAGCCUUUACGAGAUCAUGGAGGCUCGUGUGGCAGAGGACCUGGAAGCAAAGAGCUCAGAGGGGCAGGAUGCGUUGAGGCAAGCUUAUGCUCAUGGGGGAGUGCCUUACUCCAAGGAAAAGAGCUUGCAGAGAGCACGGAGGGCUGAAAAGCUGGGAGCUGUGGCGAGGAACCCUCCAAGGAGCGAUGAAGAGAGCGCUAGAUGCCUGUCGCUGAGUUUUUGGCUGCUGAGACAAGACAAAGUGCCCCGAAAAGGACUGCAAGUGUUGCUGGGACAAGAGGUGCACACGCUGCAGUUUCGCAGACUAUCCUGGAGCAAUGUGGCUUGGGAUGACCGUGCCAGCUAUCAGCUCAACCAUCAUGAGCGCUAUGAUGCGCUAGAGUUCAAUGAGGAGCUGGAACCUUUGAGGUUGCUGGGGUACCUCACGGGGUACACCUUGGGUCUGUAUCGCAAGCAAGCAGAGACGGAGGAUGAGAGGAGGAAGCAGACGGUCGCACGAGAAGAGAUGGCUCGGAGGAGUUUUGACGACAUUGGAGAAAAGGAUGAUGCCACGACUCAUGUCAGCGUGAGUGAGAGAGACAAGGAGGAGGAAGAAGCUUUGGUCCAGCUGGUCCGGAACCCAAGACGAGCGCAUCAAUCUCCUGGAGUUGAGGGCGUUUUUGAGGAGCCUAGAGUGGCGGGCGUUUUGAGAAGGAUGCCAAGAAAGGAGAUUAAGAGAAGGGCCACAAAGGAAGACCGCAAGGCUGAGAGGCAAAGAGUGGGAAAGUUGUCGGAGCAAAGAGUUUCACAAGCGACCGCAGAACGAUAUGCAGUUGCUUUGCAUGGCCGGAGUACCUUUGUGGGAAGCACAGUGGUAGAGCUGCUGAAUCGAGCAGAUCUUGAAUCAGUGCUUUGCCAAGACAUAGAGUUCCUGUGGGAGGAAGGAGAUCCCAAGACGAUGGCAAAUUAUGUGAUGGCCGCAGUUCAGUAUCGAAGGCCAGAGCUCAGAGGAAAUUUGAAAGGAGCAUGGCAGCUGGUUUCUUUGGAACAAGCUGGAACAACCCUUGCGGGCUACGCGGACGUGGGAUCUUGGGCUUUUUGGUGGGCGCAUCUCGCUCAGGAAUACAAGAGGCAACUGGGGCACCGGAUCUACACACGAGAAGAGUUUCUGCAAAGGCUGAAGCUGGAACGAGGAAGGGCUCUUCAACUGGAGGGAGAUUUCCGUCUUCCUGAAGGGACACCUGACUUUGUGCCAUUGGACACUGCUGGCGAGGUGCCUGGCGGCAUGGGCAAAUUGAAGUCUGGCCACGGCGAUGCUGUGUGCCAGGUUUUGCACACUUUAAUGGGUGAGGCCUUGCGGAGGGUCAGCUUCGAGUUCCACGCUCCGACCUAUCCCGAUGAGGGCAUGGCGGACGAAGCGGACGUGGAUAGCGACGCGGAGAUCCACUCGGUGGGCGAGGACGAGAUGCCUGGUGAUGGUGAGGAGGAUGACCUCAUGUACCAGGAGGAUGCGCCAAAGCCACCUGAGGAUGAUGAGAACGAUCAUCAGGUGCUCCAAGCCAACGUGGACCCCAAGGAGUGGCUCUUGGAGGUGGAGCGGGUCUCGUCCCGGCUGAAAGUGCAGAUGCCCAACGACUCAAAGGAGUGGAGGACGCAUUUGCAGCAGACCAAGCAGUACAAGCAGGUGAUCGAGAACCAGUUUCCAGCAUCCAAGGUGCAGCUGGAUAAGCUGGUGGCGCAGCUGAGCCAAGCCAUGGAUCGGAUCAAAUCCAAAGAGGCGUUUAUCAACACUCAGUUCGACCACCGAGCUGUGGAUUAUCGACAGCAGCAAGAGGAGCUGACUCAGGUCCAGCAGCAGUACACCGAGCUCAAUGAAGUGGUCAUGAACUUGCAGAUUGAGCUUAAAAAUGUGAGUGAAGAGCUCGAUGUGGUGAAAAACGAGAUGGAGGAGAAGUCCUCUACGGUGACCGACACCACCCCGAUCGUCAAGAUGAAGGAUGCCUUCAAACGACUCAGGGCGGACACGCGGCAGCUGGAGGUGCGAAUUGGUGUGGUGAGCCACACUCUGAUGCAGGCUCCUGUUGCACCUGUUGAGCAGAAGGUGGACGAGGAGGAGAAGUCGGAGCCGGACAAGCCGCCUGGUGACUUUGGAGUGCGUGCAAAGGAGGAGCACACCGAAGAGAAGGACCCAGUCGAGUUAGUGAAGGUGGAGAGAGAUGCCACCCACGUUUUGCUUCGGGCCACUGGGACCGAUUCGGAGACGUUGCUUCGCCAGUGCAGUGGCCAUCCCAAAGGGGUUCUCCGACUCCAUCUUUGCCCCGAAGGCUGUGCCGGGGAUCGCGUGUCCGAGAACCUGGUUCACGGGCUCAAGCACGACAGAGCACAUGGUGGGGAUCGCAAGGCUUCAAAGGAGAGCCAUCGAGGGUCCAAGGACAAGAAGAAAGAGAAGAAGAGAGGAGCGUUGGCGGCUCGCUCUUUGACAUCGAUGCGCAAGGCAUUGUUGGAGAGUUCCGGCCUGGAGGACCACUCGAACAUUCUCAGUCCCACCGCCAUGAAGUACUUCAGGCAGGAACUACAACGGAAAACAAGUGGCCCAGUUGGACGAGAGCUGAUGACGCUCUCGAGCUCCGUCGAUCUUCUUCUUCGAGGUCGAGUUGCACAAGCGGUCGACGUCAUGCUCCAGAGAGUCAAGUCGGUGGAGGCGACAAUCGCCGGCUCCCACUGGUCUGUAUCCCAACGUCUCGAGAUACCGCCCCUCGACGCCCAGUUGAUAGCUCCAAGAGAGGAGAUCAUUACAGCGCAAAAAGCAGCUGCAAUCGACGCUCGAUCCAAGUUCCUGGCAUCACAGCCGGAUGGGCGUGGGAAGUCAGAAGGAGGCGGCAAGAGCAAGGAGCAGGGAUAUCAGGAGUGGAGGACCGACCGCGACAAGGGGAAGAGCAAGGGCUCUGGCCGCAAGGGGAAGGACUUCAAGAAGACCGAUUGA